Anopheles stephensi (Asian malaria mosquito) is the source of this 802-nucleotide messenger RNA. It is a transcript of the gene mRpS25, whose product is annotated as probable 28S ribosomal protein S25, mitochondrial. NCBI's taxonomy places the organism in Eukaryota, Metazoa, Arthropoda, Insecta, Diptera, Culicidae. The coding region runs from base 154 to 735 and encodes 193 amino acids. The record is from RefSeq and is a predicted model, not a curated record. Gene Ontology annotation, molecular function: structural constituent of ribosome. Gene Ontology annotation, cellular component: mitochondrion. The transcript is spliced from 3 exons.
UGUUCAAAACAAAUACCACACCGCGGAAGGCACAAUCUUACGCAAAGUGGAAAACUAGUGCUCGGCUAGAAGUUUACCUUCCUUUCCCAAUUCGUCCUGAAUUAAAACAUACUCUCUUUACAAUAAAAGUGUGUCUCUUGCUACAGCCAAAAGAUGCCGUUCAUGAAGGGAAAAGCUCCGAUUCGGAGAACGUUGCAAUAUCUGAAUGCCGGCCAGCUGAUGCUGAAGGAUAAGGUGAAAAUCUUCAGCGUAAACUACAACACGUACGGUGAACACCACGAGGGUGCCAGGGAUUUCGUCUUUUGGAACAUUCCUCAGAUACAGUACAAGAAUCCGAAGGUGCAAGUGGUAACCUUUAAAAACAUGACCCCGUCCCCGUUCAUUCGUUGUUAUUUUGGUAUGUUAUCUUGCUUAAAUAAGACCUUGGUCAUCGACAAGAGUUGCUGCGAAUUUUUGCUUCUUCUAUCCUCAGAGAAUGGUAAACAGAUGCUGAUCGACAUUGAUAGCAAAAACAGACAGGAAAUUCUCCAGCACCUGACCACCGUGGUGGGCAAAUCUGACGCAACGUUGAAGGCGGAAGCAAAACUCGCCGAAAAGCAGGACAAUCCGGCCAACUUUGGCGUCGGCUGUAUGAAGCAUUGCAUUUGCGAAAUCCCCGGCCAAUUACCGUGCCCGGGUGUCGUACCCGUACCGCAACACAUGCGAGGAAAGUUUAAAUAUCAAAUGAAAGAAUAGUUUGUCCCAAAUUUUCCCGUAUCGGGGAUAUGCAAAACGAAAUAAAUUGUUUUAGUUUGAUAGUUUA